This is a messenger RNA of Myotis myotis, 1830 nucleotides long. RefSeq names its product family with sequence similarity 243 member A (gene CUNH21orf140). Gene Ontology annotation, molecular function: nucleic acid binding. The coding region runs from base 1 to 753 and encodes 250 amino acids. Lineage: Eukaryota; Metazoa; Chordata; Mammalia; Chiroptera; Vespertilionidae. The transcript has a single exon. The record is from RefSeq and is a predicted model, not a curated record.
AUGCCCCGCUGUGCACACCCUCUCUUUAGAAGCAUCGUCAUCAGGAGUCCGUUUGACAGCAUCAAGAGGAAACAAUGCCUCCAGUACCUGAAGACGCUGAGAGCGCUGCAGUUUGACGGGUUCACGACGGUGUACCUGGGGGAAACAGAGAUCCCCGAAAGCCUGGCCACGGGGGAGGACUUCAGGGGCGAGCUCUGCGUGCCGAGUCCGAGCUGGUGCGUGGUGCACGCGGGGGGCAGCCAGGGCUGGGUGCCGUGGCGGUACCGGGUAUUCCUGAGAGACGAGCUGAGCGUCCGCCCGGAAGACGGCUUCUUCGCCGAGUUCUGCGAGGUGGUGAGGAAGGCCUACGGGAAGUGCGCCAUCGUGGUCAAGGACGCCCGGCGGCCGGAGGCCAGGCCCAACGAGGACGGGGAGCCCCAGGCCCGGGCCCGUGCCCGGUCCGUCGUCAACCUGACGAGCAUCGCCUGCUGCCCCGACGUGGCCAAGGCCUGUGGGCACGAGCUGCUCUGCCUGCCUCCCCCGUACAACUACCUGAACCCGCUGGACCUGGCCUGGUCCGCGCUCAAGUGGUUCAUCAUCAACCACAGGAAGGAGUUCUGCCUGAAGUCCAUCGACAGCCUCUACACGUACCAGUUCCUCCUCCUCAGUGACCUCAUCAGCAAAGGGAUGGAGAGCGUCGGCCCCAGCAAGUGGAGGACCCUCAUCAACAAAGUGCGCAGGUGGGAGAACUACUACCUUGGCAAGUUCUCUUAAGGGCGCGUCCUCGCCGAGCAGCCAGGCUGGGCCCAGGCACCGUCGCGGCCCACGGCCUCCCUGGGCUCGACUCCGGACCACGGCAGCCACUGGUACUCCCACGGCGACCGCGCAGGGACGCCACGAGGACUGCGGUUCCCGGGGGCGUGGGCGAAGGGCUUCGGCUCAGUAAAGCGUCCUGGUAGCUGAGGGGUCUGGACUCCUGUGUUGAGGCGGCUUUGAGGGCUGGGCCAGGGGCGGACGGGGCAGCUCAGCUCAGGGGGCCUGGGGAGCACGGUGAACGGAGCUCAAGACUGUGCUCAGCGUGUAGGUCUCAGAAACACGGAGGAGCGAGUGCAGGCCCCAGGAAGUGUGCCCACCCGUGUCCGGCCCCAAAUGACCCACGGAGCCAGCCGUGCUCCUCUCCUCCUCUGCUCAGAGGCCGGUCCCCUGCCCACUUUGCUCACCUGGAGCCAGGCCGCGGAGGAGUGGGGCCCGGAACUCGUGUUGGGUGGUUUUGCUUUUCAAACAAGAGCAGCUCUUGCUGGUGCAUCCUGCUCACCUGCUCACCGAGAAAGCCUUCCGUUUUCCCACCGCAAACCCGUCUUUAAGGGUCUUCCGCCUCCUGCUGUUCUGUGUCGACACUGAUUUCUGUGGUGGCAGUUUUGCCAGUUGUCUGGUCUGAUGUCAGCUGAGCCUCAUGCCACGUGAACCGCAGGGGUGAAGAGAACACACAGCCGCCCUCGGACCUAAGGAAUGCGCCGCCUGCCGGCAGGAAGGCACCGAGGGCCUGCGGGUCACGGGACCGAGAUGGGACUCGAGCUUCAGCUGAUUGACUACGGGGCUCCCUGAGGCCCUGAGGGGCGAGGGCUCUGAAACGCUGGCACCGGCCGCCCCGGGUGCCUGGGCCUCGAUACACGGUGCCCCUGCCCGACGAGUCCGGGCUCAGCGUGUCCUCCUUCAGACCUAACACCGACCUCCCUUCCUGUCUGCUCCUUAGGGAAACCCUCCCUGUGCCCCGCAGACACGCUGCCAGACACUGAGCAAAGGACACUAGUUCUGCCCUUGACACCAGCGGCAGGAAGUCAGGGAGUUCAU